UUGCCACUUCGUUGUUUUUUUGUUGUAUUGAUGAGCUUAUAGUCAACAAAUUUUGGUAAAUUUUCAUUAAAAAGUUUUUAAAGUUGCAAAUACAGUAUUAAAUCCCUAUAUUUUUUCUAAUUAAUUAAGUUGAAAUGUGUGUGAAAACUCAGUGAUAAGAAUAAUUGUAAAAACAAAUUUAAUGGCAAUAAUUUGUACAAUUUUAACUAAAGAAAAUGCAAGACAUUUGUUCAGAUAUACGAACUGCAAUUGAUCAUGGUCGUACCGAUAUUUUACGAUCAUUGCUUGGUGCUUGUGAUAAUCGAACUUUAACUGAAGGCAUUACAAAAGAUGAAAUUUUAAAUCAACCAUUUUUAGAGGAAGGCACGUUUUUAUCAUAUGCUUCAAAGACAAACCAAGUAGAUGUAGUGAGAACUUUAUUAAGUUGUGGAGCAGAUCCUGCAGUGAAAAAUGCACAUGGACGUAAUGCUGUUGAUGUUGCUGCUAGUGAAGUCAUUCGUUUGAUUUAUGUAGAGGAAUUAUUACGUGCUACUGCAGCUUCUGAGACAGAUAGAGUGAUUCAACUACUAUCAGCAGGAAUUGAUGUCAACGCUUGGGAUUCAGAAGGAAGCAAAAAUACUCCACUUCAUUGGGCAGCGUGCUAUGGAAAUAAAGAAAUAGUAGCAUGUCUCAUUGAUCGAGGAGCUGAUAUUAAUGCUGAAAACGGCUGUGGUGCAACACCUCUACAUGAAGCUGUCAAUCGUGGAGAUAUUGCAAUCUGUCAAGAACUUUUAGAUGCUGGCGCCAAUCCUCAUAUUCGUGCAAUUCAUGGUACAUUUGCCGGAAAAAGUCCCUACGAUUUAGCGAAAAAUAAACCAUCUAUUUUCUUAUUAAUGCAACAACAAGCAAUGACAAGCUCAGUAUCAAAGGAAUCAGAAAAAAGUAUUCUAAACAGUCCUUCUGUGACAUCAUAUGCAGAUUUAAACAACUUUAGCCAAAAAAGUUUGUCAACUAAUAUCAGCCAGCUCUCAAUAGAUUCAACAAAAUCAUCUGAUCCAUUAUACGAUUCAACCUUGAGAGAACGCAAUAAUGAAAGCCCAGUGAAAUCAAUUCUAGAUAAAAGUAGCAUUUGGAAUUUGAUAUGGCCUCAACCUAAAAAUAUUUUAGAUUUGAGUAGUUUUUCAUCUCCGUUUAUUGCGGAAAAAGAAAUUUUUAUAUCAAUCAUUAAUAGUGGUGAAUCAAUACAUGAUAUAUUGGAUGUUUGGGAAGUGAGUCGAACAUAUUUACUAGAAUUGGGACACGAUGUUAAAAUUGGUGAAGUUCAGCCGGGUUCUGGACGAUUCAAUAGUGAUAAUAAAAUUGAGUGUAUAGUUAAUCGAAAAUUAUUUAAUAAUAGUGAAGGUUAUCAAUUACACAUAACACAAAAUUGUGUUAAAAUAAGCGCUGGAAGUUUGUCUGGUUUACAUUAUGCCGUGUGUACAUUUAUUCAGAUUUUACGACUUAGUAAAAAUUCAAGUUCUUCAGAACAUACUGAAAUAGAUCCAGUAUUAAUAAAAGAUGAACCACGAUUUACUCAUCGAGGAAUUUUAUUAGAUAUUUCUCCAAGAGGUAGAACACCAACUUUGGAAUAUCUUCUUCAUACAAUCAACAUCUGGUCGUCAUUGAAAAUUUCUCAUCUACACAUUUAUUCUCGACUUACGCCUAGCUGUGACUGGCAACUAUGCUAUUCUCGAUCAGAAAUGAUUACAUUAGACCGUUACUGCAGAGAUCGACACAUAAAUUUAAUUCCUACUUUAGAUGUGGAUUUAAAUGUGAGUCAACGUCAUCUUACCCAAAUGUGGCCUAUUUUUCAGGAAUUAUUGGCAAUAUUUCCCAGUUUAAGUUACGUUCAUGUAGGACCAAGACUAGCUAGUUUAUUAGUGCAACCAGAGAAUUUAGAUUUUAGUACUAAUAGUAUUAACGAAACUGUAGAAACUGAUAUGUCAGAAGUUUUUAAGACUUACACCUGUCUUCAAGAAAUGUGGCAUAUUCUUAAUUUAAAUCCUGAUACAACAUUAUUACUUUGUUCCAAUGGUUUACAUUCCAAGCCAGAAUUUCGAAGUAUUCCAAGUAAUGUUGUUCUCGUUGAAUAUGGGUUUCAAGCGGACUAUGAUUUCUCUGAAUGGACAGAAGUAUUUAAAAUAGCUGGAGGUAAUGUUCUACCUAGCUCUGGCACUGCUAGCUACAAUAGCCUUGCUGGAUGUCCUGCUUCAACGUUAGCUAAUACACGGAAUGCUAUAAAAAUGGCAUUAGAACAAAAUUCAAUUGGAAUUGUCGUAGCACAUUGGUCAGGAAGCCAUCAUUUAACACCACACACCUUUUCUUGGUUAGGUUACUUGAUAGCAGCUGGGUUAGCUUGGAAUCCAUCAACAGAUAUAGAGUUGGGGCCAACAGACAACUACGAAAAUUCUCAUAUAUCCGAUUCAAUCAGACGUCAUCGUUAUUUGACGAAUAUUCUAAACAUACAUGUGUUCCAAGAUUUAGAAUAUAGAAUUGGAGAGACUAUUUUAGAAUUAGGACGAGUCGAUACGAUGAUAUUAACGCUCAGCAAAAAUCAAGAUAUCAAUGACCUUCAACAAAUACCUGAUAAUCGAGGAUCUACACUUUAUAGAUUACUUACGGAUCCUGAUAAUGUCAACUUGGAGUAUCUUUCUGCUGACCUUUUUGCUAAAGUAACAAAACAAAUAAAACGGAUUACUCAUGCUCUUUAUGAAGCAAAUGUGACAGCUAAAUUUGGUUCGAUGGAGAUACAAGAGCUUCAAUUAACAGCUGACUUAAUGAUAACUGCAUGUCGCAUUGGAAGAACACUUAUUGGAGUUGGAGUUAAUCCAAAUAGCAAUAUGGGAUUAGCUGUAAUAAAUCUUGGAAUAUGCAAUUUGCCACCUACAUUUAGAACAGAUAUUGCUAAUAAAAUGCUGGCUCAUAUCGAACAGUAUAAAGGUGCUUGGUUGCAAAGAUAUUUACCUCAAGGUUUACAAAACUCAUUACUAGUCUUAACUAGUGCACUUCAUCGAUUUGUACCAGAAUCAUAAGAAUGAAUUAAGAUUUUUUUAUCAAUACAACUAUUCUUAUUUGCAAUUCUUAAAAAUAAAAAACACUUUCAUUUGUAAGAAAAUUAGAUAAUUCAAGCAACUGAGUGGUUGUUAAAUUUAUUUAUAAAUAUAUAUUAUAUAUUUAACACCAUUACUUU
This is a messenger RNA of Chelonus insularis, 3208 nucleotides long. RefSeq lists its product as uncharacterized. The coding region runs from base 216 to 3050 and encodes 944 amino acids. Gene Ontology annotation, biological process: carbohydrate metabolic process. The record is from RefSeq and is a predicted model, not a curated record. Lineage: Eukaryota; Metazoa; Arthropoda; Insecta; Hymenoptera; Braconidae. Gene Ontology annotation, molecular function: protein binding; beta-N-acetylhexosaminidase activity. The transcript has 8 exons.